Molecule: messenger RNA, 2829 nt
Organism: Meyerozyma guilliermondii ATCC 6260
Lineage: Eukaryota; Fungi; Ascomycota; Pichiomycetes; Serinales; Debaryomycetaceae
Exons: 1
Coding region: 1-2829 (942 amino acids)
Biological process (GO): transmembrane transport
Cellular component (GO): membrane
Molecular function (GO): ATP hydrolysis activity; ATP binding; ABC-type transporter activity
Source: RefSeq, a predicted model, not a curated record
AUGUCACCGAGCAAAGAGUACAAGGAUUCCAGGUACUCGAAUGCUAACGAAGAGGUAGAGGAGUAUCAGGGUUUUGAUGAUGCUGCUGACAAGUCGAUUAGAGAAUUGGCUCGUACCAUCACCAAUACCAGUAUUAACAUGUCUAAAACAAAAAGCAGUGAGGACCUCAUUAGAUACUUGAGUCAUAUGUCCCAGGUUCCUGGUGUUGAACCCUACAAUCAUGAAGAAAUUGAGGAAAGUCUCAACCCAGAAUCUGAUAUGUUUAAUGCCAAAUUUUGGGUGAAAAAUGUCAGAAAGUUGUUUGAUUCCGACCCAGAUUAUUACAAGCCCACAUCGUUGGGAGUGGCUUACCGUGACUUGAGAGCCUAUGGUAUUGCUACCGACUCCGAUUACCAACCCACCGUUACUUCUGCUUUGUUCAAGCUUGGUAAAGAUUACAUCAGAUCGUUGAGAAAGCAAGAUCCUUCGAUCUACUUUGAUAUCUUGAAAAAUAUGGACGCUAUAAUGAAGCCUGGUGAAGUCACCGUUGUACUUGGUAGACCUGGUUCGGGUUGUUCCACCUUGUUGAAGACAAUUGCUGCCCACACCUACGGUUUCCAUCUUGGAGAAGAGAGUAAAAUCACCUAUGAUGGUUUGACCAUGAAGGAUAUCGAGAACAAUUUCCGAGGUGAUGUGAUCUACUCUGCAGAAACCGAUGUUCAUUUUCCUCAUUUGUCGGUGGGAGAUACUUUGGAGUUUGCUUCUCGUUUGAGAACCCCUCAGAACAGAGGUAAUGUCGAUAGAGAAACCUAUGCUAAGCACAUGGCUAGCGUCUACAUGGCCACCUACGGUUUGUCCCACACUCGUAACACUCACGUUGGUAACGAUUUCAUCAGAGGUGUCUCGGGUGGUGAACGUAAGCGUGUGUCGAUUGCCGAGGUUUCUUUGAGUGGUGCUAACUUACAAUGUUGGGAUAACGCUACCAGAGGUUUGGACUCUGCCACAGCUCUUGAAUUUAUUAGAGCAUUGAAGACUUCUGCCACCAUUCUUGACUCUACACCUUUGAUUGCUAUUUACCAAUGUUCGCAAGACGCAUACGACUUGUUUGACAAUGUGGUUGUGUUGUAUGAAGGUAGACAAAUUUUCUUCGGUAAGGCAGAUGUUGCAAAGAGCUACUUUAUGGAAAUGGGAUACGAUUGUCCUCAACGUCAAACCACCGCUGAUUACUUGACAUCAUUGACCAAUCCUGAAGAAAGAGUGGUGUUCCCAGGUUACGAAGAUAAGGUUCCAAGAACAUCAGUAGAAUUUGAGGAAUACUGGAAAAAGUCUCCACAAUACGCUGCUUUGAUCAAAGAAAUUGAUGAACAUAUGGCUAAAAUUGAAGGUAACAACCAUAAAGAGGUCUACCACAACUCGCAUGUUGCCAGACAAUCUAAUCACAUUUCUCCAAGAUCUCCUUACACUGUUUCUUUCUUCAUGCAAACCAAAUAUAUCAUGCAAAGAAACAUCAUGAGAUUCAAGGGUGAUCCUUCGAUUCCUAUUUUCUCCGUUUUUGGUCAGUUGGUUAUGGGUUUGAUUAUUUCUUCCGUGUUUUACAAUCUUAACCAAACUACUUCCUCCUUUUAUUACCGUGGUGCCGCUAUGUUCUUCGCUGUGUUGUUCAAUGCCUUUGCUUCCUUACUUGAGAUUAUGUCUCUUUUCGAGGCUAGACCCAUCGUCGAGAAGCAUAAGAAAUACGCUUUAUACCGUCCAGCUGCAGAUGCUCUAGCGAGUAUUAUUACCGAGUUGCCUGUGAAGUUGACGAUGUCCAUGUCAUUCAACUUUGUCUUUUACUUUAUGGUCAACUUUAGACGGAACCCAGGUCGUUUCUUCUUCUACUGGUUAAUGUGUGGUGUUUGUACCUUGGUUAUGUCUCAUAUGUUCCGUUCUUUGGGUGCCGUUUCCACUUCUUUGGCAGGAGCUAUGACUCCAGCAACUGUCAUUUUGUUAGCCAUGGUUAUCUACACUGGUUUUGUCAUUCCUACCCCUAAAAUGUUGGGAUGGAGUAGAUGGAUCAAUUACAUCAAUCCUGUCGGUUAUGUUUUCGAAGCAUUGAUGGCUAAUGAGUUCAGUGGACGUGAUUUUGAGUGUGCUCAGUUUGUUCCCGCAGGUGGACCAUACGAUAGUGUAUCAUUGGAAGAAAGAGUUUGUAACACUGUUGGACUGCGUGCUGGUACAACUCUCGUGCUGGGAACCCAAUAUCUUGCUGAACAAUAUGAGUACUAUAACAGCCACAAGUGGAGAAACUUUGGUAUUGCUGUUGCAUUUGCGAUUGUCUUUUUGUUUGUCUACAUUUUGUUGACUGAGAUUAACAAGGGUGCUAUGCAGAAGGGUGAAGUUGUUUUGUUCUUGAGAGGAUCCUUGAAGAAACACAAGAGAGAGAACGCUGCUAAAGCAAGCCAUGCUAAAGAUAUUGAGGCUGCCCCAACCGACGAAAAAGUGGAAAUGAAGGAUCAUUUGGACUCCCAGAAGUACAGUACUGACCACUCUUCUUCUAACAUCUUACCAGAAAACGCCAACAUUUUCCACUGGAGAAAUCUCACCUACGAAGUUAAAAUCAAGUCUGAAACCAGGGUGAUUUUGGAUCACGUUGACGGAUGGGUCAAGCCUGGUCAGUUGACUGCGUUAAUGGGAUCUUCCGGAGCUGGUAAGACCACUCUCUUGAACUGUUUGUCCGAACGUGUGACCACUGGUGUUAUUUCUGAUGGUGUUAGAAUGGUCAAUGGUCACUCAUUGGAUUCCUCGUUCCAGAGAUCCAUUGGUUAUGUUCAACAACAAGAUUUGCACUUGCCAACAUCUACAGUUCCGUGA